Molecule: messenger RNA, 1265 nt
Organism: Abrus precatorius (Indian licorice)
Lineage: Eukaryota; Viridiplantae; Streptophyta; Magnoliopsida; Fabales; Fabaceae
Product: FBD-associated F-box protein At4g10400-like
Exons: 2
Coding region: 3-1130 (375 amino acids)
Molecular function (GO): protein binding
Source: RefSeq, a predicted model, not a curated record
CAAUGCGUGACCUGAUUAGCACGUUACCAGACGCUGUUCUCUGUUACAUUCUCUCCUUUCUCCCAACACGCGAUGCCGUCGCCACAAGUCUGCUUUCAAAGAGGUGGGAAACCCUCUGGCUCUCAGUCCCCAUUCUCGACAUCAACGACGAUACCUAUCACCAAAACGACAUGCCCCUCCCCUGCUUCGUUAAGUUCGCAUACGCAGCCAUUCUCGCUCUCGGUGUCCACCAAUCCGUUAAACGGUUCUGCCUCCUAUGUGAGGCUUAUGACGACGAGCCUUCUUUUUCCGAUUUCAAUUUAUGGGUAAGAACGGCAAUACGACACGGUAUUGAGCAUCUCCACCUCCAGAUGUCCUUUUCAGUUAGACUGAACUUGCCUUGCUACAUUUUCAGCCUCAAAACGCUUGUCGUUCUCAAGUUGAAUGGUUUAUCUGUCGAUUCCUUUUCUUCUGUUGACUUGCCCUCGCUCAAAACCCUUCAUUUGAAUCGCGUUAAUAUUUUGGAGCCUCGAUAUUUCGUCAAUCUUCUUAAUGGGUGUCCAAUUCUUGAGGAUUUGGAAGCAAAGAAUAUUGAUUUUAAAAUCUUAUCUGAUAUAAACUCUGAGGGAGACUUCAAAAUCUUGUCCAAUUUGGUCAGGGCAGAUAUUUCUCAACUUAAUAUGUUUUCUGUUCCUCUAAAAGUAAUUUGUAAUGUAGGGUUUCUGCGCAUACAAAAAGAGCUCAUCACAAACUUUCAAGUGUUUCCCAAUUUAACUCAAUUGGAACUCAUGAUUGAAGGCUUUGUUAACUUGACUUUCGUAUUUGAAACGCUCAAGCGCUGUCCCAAGCUUGAAAGUUUCGUCCUUGGUGAGACUAGAUAUACAGAUCCUAUAGAAGAACAGGUUUUGCCGAACCCAUUUAUUGUUCCUGCAUUCAUUUCUUCACAGCUUAAGAAGUGUUGUUUUGUUAAUUAUAUGGGCAAGGAAGCUUCGCUGCUACUUGCAAAAUAUAUUAUGCAGAAUUCAAGAGCUUUAAGAACCAUGAAAAUUUGCAGUGCCAUUCCCUCAAAUACAUGGCAAAAGCUUGAAAUGCUGAAACAAUUAUCCUUGUGCCCAAGGAGCUCUGCGACUUGUGAACUUUUAUUUGAAUGAUUACUGGUAGGCUUGUAAGUAGCUGAAAAUUGUAAAUUGUUCGUAUAUGGCUGCUUUUGUUAUUGGUCUUACUCUAAAUACAAUGCAGCUUCUGGUUUUGGCGGUUUUGAAGGAUAUAAAUUGUGUUUCAUUGUG